AUGGGCCGUGUCGGGCCUUCGGGUGCCGGACUGGGGCCGAGCCGCGGUGCCCCGGCAGAGUUUGAAGACCCGGAGCCGGCCAGAUUCCCUCCCCGAGUCCCGCAGCCCGGCGGCCCCUCCUGCUUCCCCGGGCGCCGGAGGAGAAGGGGAGAGGGCCCUGCCGCCCGCAGCAGCCCUGCCCAGUGGUGCCCAGGAGGGGCGCUGCUUUCCCCGAGGCCUGGAGACGAGAAGCGCUUUGCCCGCGGCGGGGUGGGCAGCGAGGUGUCGCAGGAGAGCCUGCUGCUGCAUGGGCCCUUCGCCCGCAAGCCCAAGCGCAUCCGCACCGCCUUCUCGCCCUCGCAGCUCCUGCGCCUGGAGCGCGCCUUCGAGAAGAACCACUACGUGGUGGGCGCCGAGCGCAAGCAGCUGGCCGGAAGCCUCAGCCUCUCCGAGACGCAGGUGAAGGUCUGGUUCCAGAACAGGAGGACCAAAUACAAGAGGCAGAAGUUGGAGGAGGAAGGCCCUGAGUCGGACCAGAAAAAGAAGGGCUCCCACCACAUCAACCGGUGGCGGAUUGCCACCAAGCAGUCCAGCGGAGAAGACAUCGACGUCACGUCUAAUGACUAGCCGGCAGCGGGAGGUGGCUGA
This is a messenger RNA of Heteronotia binoei (common prickly gecko), 627 nucleotides long. RefSeq names its product empty spiracles homeobox 1 (gene EMX1). The transcript is spliced from 3 exons. Bases 1 to 606 code for a protein of 201 amino acids. NCBI's taxonomy places the organism in Eukaryota, Metazoa, Chordata, Lepidosauria, Squamata, Gekkonidae. The record is from RefSeq and is a predicted model, not a curated record. Gene Ontology annotation, biological process: neuron differentiation; brain development; central nervous system development. Gene Ontology annotation, molecular function: DNA-binding transcription factor activity, RNA polymerase II-specific; DNA binding.